Bursaphelenchus xylophilus (pine wood nematode) is the source of this 942-nucleotide messenger RNA. The record is from the annotation of a GenBank genome assembly. Lineage: Eukaryota; Metazoa; Nematoda; Chromadorea; Rhabditida; Aphelenchoididae.
AUGGCAAAAGGGGACCAAAAUUUGAGUGAAGGCGCAGCAGGAAUAGAGGCGCUUAGAGAGGAGCUGAAAACUAGCAAUGAGGCAGCAAAUCAGCGCCAAGAAGCGUUAGGAAAAACGUUGGCGGCGCUGAUGGACAAAAUUAGCGUAUUUUCGGGCACCGCGGCUCCACCAAAAACGGAGAAUUCUCCCUCAAGUUCUGAAGAGAGACCUAAAACUGAUUUUGCUGAGCUGAUGCUCUUGGAAAUGAGGUUGCCAACCUUGACGGGCAGGGAAAAAGCAAGUGAAAUCAACAGUUUCCUGUAUAAAUUUAAAGUAGGGGCGAGAAAUCUUCCUUCAUCAGAGAAGAGGGAUCUUCUUGAGUCCAAACUGGCACAUCAAGCAUUGAGAAUUUGGGAACAUUGCAAAAUGGCAGCGGGUGACAGGGAAUUUGAAGAGAUUUUUGAUAAUUUUGAAAGCGAAGUGAAGAGUCGCAUCUCCGAUACUAGAGACUGGUCGGCGAUAUUUUUGAAGCCUUUCUUUCGCAGACACGACUUGCACAUGCGUGAUUAUGCGGAUAGGAUUAUGGACCUUACAGUGCGCGCAUUCGCAGGGGCACCCAAAGAGAUUCUUGAGCGACAAAUGAUAGCGAAAUUUUUGAGCGGCGUAAAUCAUAAGGAAGUUGGAAUUGCAUUAGCAGCCGAAAAGCAUAAAAAUUUGCCAUUUGAGGAGAUGGUUAAGAUAGCGAUUAAUGUGUAUGAUUAUAGCCAAGGAAACGUGUGCCGACCUCAACAGCAGCAAGCAUUCGACAAUGGGAACGACUUCAUUGAUCCUCCUGCAGCGCAUCUAAGUGGGUUUUGGGACAUUCCGACUCAGAAUAAUCGGCCGACUCCUCAAUCAACGGGUGGAAACAUCAGUCCAAAUGCAAAUCAACAUCAGGAUUUUCACCGCCCCGGCCUGCAAUAA